Molecule: messenger RNA, 318 nt
Organism: Peronospora belbahrii
Lineage: Eukaryota; Oomycota; Peronosporomycetes; Peronosporales; Peronosporaceae
Source: the annotation of a GenBank genome assembly
AUGGCACAGGAAGCAGACGACAAAGCUACUACACUCGAUAUGGUUAAGCUUAUUAGUGCUGAAGGUCAUGAGAUUUACAUCAAUAGAAAGUGUGCGAUGGUGUCGGGCACGAUUCGUGCUAUGCUAAGUGGUCAAUUCACGGAGAGCAAAGGCGAGAUCACGUUCCCAGAUAUCAGCGCCCCUAUCCUGGAAAAAGUGUCACAGUACAUGUACUAUAAGACACAGUUUUCCGACAGCACAUCACGGUUACCUGAUUUUACUAUUGAACCAGAGAUUGCCAUGGAGCUGCUCAUGGCAGCGAAUUACCUUGAUUGCUAA